AGACACUAGCAACCCAGCAGUCCACUGUAAGCAAAGCAACGGGAAAUGCAAAUGUGAUGCCUUGUUGGAGACUAAUUGCCGGUUUAUGGGCCGGUGAAAAUGCAGGCUCUGCCUUAUUUACAGCUUAGAGAGUCUGAAAAGCCUGUAUCUUCGGAAAAGAAGAAUUACAGAUUGAGCUUGCUUGAAGCUUCGCCUAGGACAGCUCAACAUACCGAUGGACAGUCAAGAAGUGGGAACUAUGUCAACAGAAAGGAAAGUUCCAGGGAGAGCAAUGCACUAUUUGAAGGGACCAGCAGCAUAUACUUUGGGGAUAUUGCACCAUUUCGUAGUCCUGUGCACUCGCCAUCUACAAGCAGAAUUUUAAAAAGACCACCAAGGAUUCAGAAUAACUCAUCUCUCCCCACAUGGGUGGAGCCCCUGGGUGUCUGGCUAACCAACAAACAGAAGUGCAACAACUAUGAGACAAUCACAAGAAAUGUUGAGCUGCUAAGACGCACUAGUGAUAUGUUCCUGGAUCCCUGUCCACACAUUCCCAGAUGCUCCCAUGAACGGACGUUGUCAGCUCUUCGGCGUCAACGGCAAAGGUUCAAAUUUGAAGAAGAGUGGAAGAAACAAGAGCGUCACAUGCGAAUCAUUGAGAGAGUUCAACAGAUCCGUGACAUUUGGGAACGAUGGACAAACAAAUCCAUUUCUGCUGGAGCAGAACAUGAGAGUAGAUUGAAUAACUUUAGAAAAAAUCGAGAUUGUUACACUGACCCUGACGACAUGAUUAGACAGAAAAGAGAAGAAAGGCUGCAACGGGAAAAAAUGAUACGCCUUGAACAAGAGAAAAAGAGACAAGAAAUUUUAGAGAAGAAACGGUUUAGACUUCCUAAAAUAAUCGUCACUCAGUACUUUGAUAUCUUUGAAACACGGGACGAGCCUCGGGCACAGAGCUCAAAAAACGAAUCUCCGGGUGUGUUGCCAAAUUUAGUAAACAUCCCGUGUGGAUCUGAAAGCGAAAAAAAGCGCGAAGAGAACGAUACUGAAUGUCAAGGAAGCAAAGGCGAUAGACUUGAGCUGCCCGACUUAGAGAACAUUACUCAAGAAGGAGGUUAUGUUGAGGAAUUAGCCCAAGCUGAUGAACAAUACGAGUCGCUCUUACCUGAACAUGAAAAUCAAGUAGAUGCCACAAGUAUAACUGAUGCGAAUGAUUCUAAUUCGCAAGAAAUAGAUCAUGGCGCUGACGUGGAAAACGUUGCAUUAGAAGACGGAAGUGAAAAGACCAUGGAAGUUGAUGUGUCGCAGUCGGAAGUAGCAGCUGAACCUGAAAGCGAACCAGUAUUGGAAGAUGUAAACACGAAGACUGAUGAACUCGAUAUUCUAAGAACAGAACAGGAAAACAUUCCAGGAACAGAAAAGGAGAACAUUCCAAAAACAGAACAGGAACCUUUGGACAUCAGCUCACCUGAGCAAAAUGAACAGUACAAUGCUGCCAACGAAAAUGGCGAGAGAAAACUCGAAGGAAAUGAAAGUGAAAGAAGAAUUGAAGAGAAAGAAAGUGAAGAAGAAUUUCAAAAGAAAGAAAGUGAAAUAAAGGUUGACGAGAAAAAAAGUGAGAUCGAACAAGAAAAAAAGGAAAUACAAAUUAACUUCCUCUCACCUCCUGCUGUCAUGGCAGAUGAAAAUUUUUCUGAUCAUGGGUCGAUUGGUGACGCAGACGAUACAGCUUUCUUGAUGGCCGCGUUUGUUCCAGUGGCAUUAGGCGUUGGCGAUGGGUUGAUACCCGACGAUGCCAUGCGAGCUUCGUCUGUGCUAGAUCGUUACCAUGUCCCUAGUCAGGCGCGGCUGAAUAACACCAAACAGGGGAAAAGUGGUGGAGCCUGGAAACCAAAACUCAAUGACAAGAAACAGUACUUAGAAGUGGACCUGGGAGCUUUAACGAAUGUUUCGCAGGUCGCCACGCAAGGUUAUGGUAUUUCCAGUGGAGGUAAGGUGCAGAAGAAAGACAAAUGCUGGGUGGAGUCGUACACGCUCUCCUUUAGUACAGAUGGCUCACAGUGGCAACAGUACACAGAAAAUGACGCUGUCAAGGUUUUUAAGGGAAACAGAAACAACAACUCGGUUGUUAUAAAUAGUAUUUCAAACCCAGUGCAAGCAAGAUUUGUGCGGUUCAUACCACAGACGUGGAAAAACAGCAUUGCUAUGAGAGUGGAGGUGUAUGGAGAAGUGACAGAACCUGACAUGUCGAGGAACACUCCGCCAGCGCCUUCACCCAUAGAGGAAGAACAACAAGAAGAAGACCAACGCACUCAUGAGGUGAUCUUAGAAGACCAAGAGGAACCACAAGUGGAAGAAUUUGUUUGUGGCGAUGAGAGCAAGGAAGUGGUUGACGAACAGAACGCCUGGGAGGAAGAGACAGAGUAUUCUGUAGUAGAAACUGCGUCACAGAUGGAAAGUAAAGUGGCCGUGGUAAACCCCAGUUCACCAUCGAUAAUCGAUGUUGUAGUUCAAGGGGAAAAGCACACGCCUAAAAGUAAACGAAAAUCUAAGAAGCCCAAACAAGAUAAACAAGAGGAGUCUGAGAAGAAGAAGAAAAAGAAAAGGAAAAGCAAGAAAGUUAAAGAGAAAAAGGUGAAAAAUCCAGUUGAAACCAGUCUCAUUCGGUUGGAUGAAGCCGAGGAGGAGGAGAGGGCCUCGUCUCCAGAAGAACAAGAGGAAGAAGAAGAAGAGGAGGAGGAAGAGAGAGAAGUAAACACACCCUCCCUCCCUGAAAUCCCUAAAAGACCAGAGAGUGUUACGCAGAUACCACCGGCUCCUAAACGGACCUUUAGCAUGUUCCCAGUCAGAAAAGAGAGCACCCAGGAGUCGUCCAAACCACUCAGGCGCCGUGCACAGACUGAUGACAGCAUUCGCAACGAGUUAAUACGUCAGCAACUGGCUGAAGACAGGAGAAAGAAACUUCAAGCAGCGUUAGGCAAGCCGAAGAGAGAUAUUCAAGCGCAGAGUCCUGUAUUUGACAAUUAUGGUGAUUCUAGUGGGUUAGAUGACUUUCUGGCAAAGUACUGUAUCAUAAGUGAAGGACAAGCUAAUUACUAUCGUCGCAUUUUCAAGAGUUUUGAUGAGGACAAGGAUGGGGUUUUGUUUCCUGAAGAUCUUCUAGAAGCCCUGGAAAGCGUCAAUUCAAACUUGCUCUCCGACUCUCAUAUAACUUACAUCUACCGAGUUCUAGAACUGUGUGAUUGCAGCUUGGACUCCGGAGUAGAUUUCAAGUUAUUUUCUGUGAUUGCUGCAUUUUCUCAGCGUGUCGCAGUUCUAGACGAAUUUGCAAAAAUCCUUAUCUCGAAGCUGGAUUUCAGAGAGUUGGAUUACAAAUUGCAACGAGCAAAGGUAGGGCAACAUAUGUAUAUUGCAAGAUUACUGGAAACCAGCGCAAAUUUUGCUUAGACAGUGUUUUGUUAAUGGAUGCUGUAAAACCCAAACCAAAGCUAUCUGAGGCUUGAGACUAACGAUACCAACGCGAAUAGGGUAACGAACCACUAGGAACUUUAAACAAAGGCGCAGUAACAGGUGCCGUUACGAGAAAAGUGACAUGUGCUGAAUCAUGAUUGGACGAAAGGACACAUUCUACCUUGUGAUUGGCCAGAGCUGUAUGUACGCUUCUCUUGUGAUGCCAAAUUAUAGCCACCAUAGCUAGUUUGAAAUUCGAAAGCUAGCGUUUCGAUCGAUCCUUAAGCCCCGUCCACACUGCACCGGGUAAAUCUGAAAACGCAGCUUCAUUUAUACGGUUAGGCCAGCCGUCCACAAUAACCUGUCAUGAAAACGGAGCUUUCUCGAAAACGCCCUUCUUCAAACCGGGGGAAUUUGAAAACGCCGGUUU
This is a messenger RNA of Orbicella faveolata, 3859 nucleotides long. RefSeq lists its product as uncharacterized. The record is from RefSeq and is a predicted model, not a curated record. Gene Ontology annotation, molecular function: calcium ion binding. NCBI's taxonomy places the organism in Eukaryota, Metazoa, Cnidaria, Anthozoa, Scleractinia, Merulinidae.